This is a messenger RNA of Alternaria alternata, 1221 nucleotides long. Its product is annotated as NAD(P)-binding protein. Bases 336 to 1151 code for a protein of 271 amino acids. The record is from RefSeq and is a predicted model, not a curated record. Gene Ontology annotation, molecular function: oxidoreductase activity. NCBI's taxonomy places the organism in Eukaryota, Fungi, Ascomycota, Dothideomycetes, Pleosporales, Pleosporaceae. The transcript has a single exon. Gene Ontology annotation, cellular component: membrane.
CUAAAGCUGCGUACAUGGUACCAGUAGGUGCGGACUACAAUGCCUGUCCAUCAGACAGAUCGUGGCGUUGAUAGCGCUCUGUCCGUCGUCAUACAUUUCUAUGAUGCAAGCGACUCCGACUGCUGUCUUCGUUCCAUGGACUCAAGGCUAUAAAGCCUUCGUAGUAUGACCAUCAUGUCAGACAUCCAGACAGCAGGUCACAACACAUUCUACUCGAUCUACACCUCAACGGCUCUCAAAAAAUUCAUAUCUUCCAGUUUGUCACCAAGUCCCUGGAACAAAGCGAACAGCAUAUCUCAAAAUCACAUUGCAAUCUCUAUCGAGGAUUCCCGACCAUGCAGGAUAUCGACUACUCCGCUACGACCGCACUCGUGACCGGCGGCUCCUCUGGGAUAGGUCGUGCAAUCGCAAAAGAACUCGUGAAGAGAGGUGUCCGUCGACUGGUUCUUGUUGCUCAAAAUGAAGGAAGACUGGCCGAAACAGUCAGCGAGAUUGAGGGUUCUACAACAGGAACGACAGUGCGCACGAUCAAAACCGACUUGAGCCAACGAGAAGGCCCUGAAAAUGUACAAAAGCAAGUGCAAGAAUGGGGUUGGACAGUUGAUCUACUUGUAAACAACGCGGGCUUCGCCAGGAAGUACUAUUUCGCACGUAACCCUGAGACCGACACCUCUUUGGCUACUGUCGAUCUUAUGGUCCGUGCCGCCGUUGAUCUAAGCCUCCGUUUCAUGCCAGAAAUGAUAAAGCAAGGCAAGGGUGGCAUCUUGAAUGUCGGGUCGACUGCUGGGUACCAAGCAGUUCCAUACACGGCAAUGUAUGCGGCUAGCAAGUCAUUCCUUAUGUCAUGGUCCCAAGCGGUCCAUCAAGAAAAUCUUGAAACCGGCGUCCGAGUAGCUUGUGUCGUUCCGGGCAUUACUGCGACCAAUCUCGAUGGGCAGGGGCAUGGCGAAACGCGAGGUGCCAUCGACAAAGUUGGCAUCGAUCAGCCUGAGGAUGUAGCGAAGGUUGCGGUGGACGUAUACGAAGCUAACGAAUCCGCUCGUGUAGUUGGCUGGAACAACAAGAUUCAAUCGACAGUCUUCAACCUGAUUCCUGAUUCCAUCACCAGCGGUAUUAUCGCUUCGGCGCGAGGGCCACCAGAGGAGAAGUGAGCCAAAGGUGUAGGGUACGAAUAGGUGGUUCAACCAAUACGCGGUGUCUCCACGCAGCAGGGUAGUGUCA